AUGUUUGUAGAUUUGUUCGAUGGUAUUCCGCCAAUGGGAAUGGUGAUUAUGAGCAUUCAAUUACUUCGUUCCUCCUUUCGUCCGAUUCCACUCUUAACCUUUCAAACCUUAUCCUGCCUUUCCUUCAUUAAACAAGUCACUUGUGGUUCAUCCAAUAGAGAAAUCGCGGUAAUCACGGGGGGAACCAGGGGAAUAGGUUAUGGGAUUGCACAAAAGUUUGCGCAGAGUGGUGUGCGCUGUGUAAUACUUGGUCGUAGUAAAGAGACAAUUGAGGAAAGCCGAGUAAAUUUAAUGAAUAAACAAAACGACAACGAUAUCGUUGACAAAAUCCGAAAUGAUGAGGAAAAGGGGGUUCUUGAACAUUUGGGGUUCGUUUGCAAUGUAGGAAAUCCAGAAGACGUUGAAAAAGUUUGCGAGGACAUUGCAAAACUUGGAAAUAUCAAUUAUUUGAUCAAUGCCGCAGGUACAAUGUCAUAUGCAGUUGGAUUAGGUAUAUCAUCUAAUAAAACCAAUAAUGCUCUAGGAAUAACAUGCGACGGUCUCGCUGUAAAGUUAAGAAAACAAGAUAUUCUUGACACGAUCCAAACGAAUUUGCUUGGAACCAUUUAUAUGUGUAGUAAAAUUGCCAAACAUAUGAUCAAACAAAAACAAGGAGGUUGCAUCAUUAAUAUUUCAAGUGUGGUUGGCAUACAUGGAAAUGUGGGUCAGUCUAUAUAUGCUGCUUCGAAAGCUGGGAUUAUAGGAUUCUCAAAGUCAUUGGCCAAAGAACUGGGGUCCAGAAAUAUUAGGGUCAAUGUCAUUGCUCCAGGUUACAUUGAAACUGAUAUGACUGCAGGAAUUCCCGAUGAUAAAAGAAAAGAAAUCAGAUCGAAUACAACUUUGAAUAGAUUCGGAAAACCCGAGGACGUAGCAAUCGCUGCGCUAUAUCUUGCCAAAGCUCGGUUUGUAACUGGACAGACACUCAUUGUGGAUGGUGGGCUAAACAUUUAA
Messenger RNA from Acaulospora morrowiae, 990 nucleotides. NCBI's taxonomy places the organism in Eukaryota, Fungi, Glomeromycota, Glomeromycetes, Diversisporales, Acaulosporaceae. The record is from the annotation of a GenBank genome assembly.